Molecule: messenger RNA, 5555 nt
Organism: Zalophus californianus (California sea lion)
Lineage: Eukaryota; Metazoa; Chordata; Mammalia; Carnivora; Otariidae
Gene: CDCP1
Product: CUB domain containing protein 1
Exons: 10
Coding region: 71-2389 (772 amino acids)
Source: RefSeq, a predicted model, not a curated record
GCCCGCGGCCGCCGCUCGGAGCCACCGGCCACAGCCGAUUUCCCCAGCGAGGCCGAGGCGCCCCGGAGCCAUGGCCGGCCAGAACUGCGGGGUCACAACCGCGCUGCUCGGGGUCCUGCUGCUGGGUGCCGUGCGCCUGCCGCGCGGAGCGGAAGCUUCUGAGAUUGCCCUGCCACAUGGAAGUGGCAUCACGGUUUUCAUAAAGCCUGGGACCCCACCUCUGCCAGUGAAGCCCUGUUACAUCAUCAGUUCUAAAAGAUAUAAAACCUCGUUGACCAUCAAACCUGGAGAAAAAGAAGUCUUUUCCUUCAGCUGCCACAACCCAGAGAAUCACUUUGUCGUUGAGAUCCAGAAGAAUAUUGACUGCAUGUCAGGCCCCUGUCCGUUUGGGGAGGUCCAGCUUCAGCCCUCCACAUCGGCGCUGCCCACCCUCAACAGAACCUUCAUCUGGGACGUCAAAGCUCACAAGAGCAUUGGUCUAGAGCUGCAGUUCGCCAUCCCUCGCCUGAGGCAGAUCGGGCCAGGGGAGAGCUGUCCGGACGGAGUCACCCACUCCAUCAGCGGCCGCAUUGAUGCCACCGCGGUCAAGAUUGGGACCUUCUGCAGCAACGGCACUGUGUCCCGCAUCAAAAUGCAAGAAGGGGUGAAAAUGGCAUUACACUUGCCCUGGUUCCACAACCGAAACGUCUCCGGCUUCAGCAUCGCAAACCGAUCUUCUAUAAAACGACUGUGCAUCAUCGAAUCUGUGUUUGAGGGUGAAGGCUCGGCAACUCUAAUGUCUGCCAACUACCCAGAUGGCUUCCCGGAGGACGAGCUCAUGACGUGGCAGUUUGUCAUUCCUGCGCACCUGCGGGCGAGCGUCUCCUUCCUUCACUUCAAUGUGUCCAACUGCGAGAAGAAGGAGGAGCGGGUUGAGUACUACAUCCCAGGCUCCACCACCAACCCCGAGGUGUUCAGGCUGGAGGACAAGCAGCCCGGGAACAUGGCUGGGAACUUCAACCUCUCUCUGCAGGGCUGUGACCAAGAUGCCCAAAAUCCAGGGAUCCUCCGGCUGCAAUUUCAAGUUUUGGUCCAACAUCCACAAAAUGAAAGCAACAAAAUCUACCUGGUCGACUUGAGUAACGAGCAAGCCAUGUCGCUCACCAUCGAGCCACGGCCCAUCAAGCUUAGCCGCAAGUUUGUCCCUGGCUGCUUUGUGUGCCUGGAGUCUCGGACCUGCAGCACCAACCUCACCCUGACGUCUGGCUCCAAACACAAGAUCUCCUUCCUUUGUGAUAAUCUGACUCGCCUGUGGAUGAACGCCGAGAAAACCAUAAGCUGCACGGACCACCGGUACUGCCACAGGAGGUCCCACUCCCUCCAGGUGCCUGGGGACAUCCUCCAGCUGCCUGUGCAGCUGCAUGACUUCUCCUGGAAGCUGCUGGUGCCCAAGGACAGGCUGAGCCUGGCACUGGUGCCCACCCAGAAGCUGCAACAGCACACGCAAGAGAAGGCCUGCAACACGAGCUUCAGCUACCUGGUGGCCAGUGCUGUCCCCGGCCAGGACUUUUACUUCGGCUUCUUCUGCCCUGGAGGCUCCAUCGAGCAGAUCCAGGUGAAGCAGAACAUCUCGGUGACCCUCCGCACAUUUGCCCCCAGCUUCCGACAAGAGGCCACCAGGCAGGGCCUGACCGUGUCCUUUAUACCAUUCUUCAAAGAGGAAGGUGUUUUCACAGUGACCCCAGACACAAAAAACAAGGUCUACCUGAGGAGCCCUAACUGGGACCGGGGCCUGCCGUCCCUCACCUCAGUGUCCUGGAACAUCAGCGUACCCAGCAACCAGGUGGCCUGCCUGACCUUCCUCAAGGAGCGGACUGGCGUUGUCUGCCAGACGGGGCGUGCGUUCAUGAUCAUCCAGGAGCAGCGGAGCAAGGUGGAGGAGAUCUUCAGCCUGGAGGACGAGGUGCUUCCCAAGCCAAGCUUUCACCACCACAGCUUCUGGGUCAACAUCUCCAACUGCAGCCCUAGUCUCCACGUGGUUGGCUUGGGCUUCCUCACAGCAUGGUGGCCUCAGCAUGGGCAACCUUCUUACACACUGACUGACCCGCUGCCCCUCAGACAGAAAGUACAAGAAGUUACCAGGCCUCUAAAAGGCCCCAGCACCGGCAAGUCAAGAAGAGUGAAGAAGAAGAAGGGAAAUUGGCUCCUCUUGAUACCUGACUGUCAUCAUCAUCGUGGUCGUGGGAGGUGGCGCCUUACUGCUGUUUGCCCUCGGACUCAUCAUUUGCUUUGUGAAAAAGAAGAAAAAGAAGAAAAACAAAGGCCCACCUGUAGGCAUCUACAAUGGCAACAUCAACACCCAGAUGCCGAUGCAGCCAAAAAAGUGUCAGAAAGGACGAAAGGACAGUGAUUCCCACGUGUAUGCUGUCAUCGAUGACACCAUGGUGUAUGGGCAUCUGCUACAGGAUUCCAACGGCUCCUUCCUGCAGCCAGAGGUGGACACCUAUCGGCCCUUCCAGGGCCCCACAGGAGACUGCCCCCCCUCCCCGCCCCCCAUAUGCUCCAGGGCCCCGACUGCAAAGUUGACCACAGAUGAGCCAUCCCCUGGCUUCCCUGCUGAGUCUGAGACCAAACUAUAUACCUUCUCCCACCCCAACAACGGGAGCACAGACAUUCCCUUGCUGGACACCCAUGAGCCAGAGGAGCCUGGGGAGUAACUUGGACCCAUCCCAAAGACUUUGCCUAAAACAGGGCAUUGAGACACCCUUUAGGGGUCUCAAGCAGAAAUCCUAAAGAGGAAUUAUAUGGAAGGAAGAGCAGGAGGUUUUUCAGGACACCACCGACCUCUGAUUUCCAAGGGGAUUCAUUCCAAUGAUGGGAUGUUGGAAAGUGAUGAAUUCUGACCUGGAUACAAUCGUCACAGUUCAUGUCCUUCUAAACUCGGGUUGGGUUGUAAAUCAGCCCAUAAUGAGAGGGGAGGGCUAUGAGUCACCACAUACAAGGUUGCAACAAGCUCUGGAUUUGGAUUUGGACUUGGACUUGGACUUGGACUUGGACUUGGACCUCUUCAGGGCAACAAUUCCAAUCCCUCGGAGCCCAUCCAAGGUCCUGUUCCCGCUGGAGCCCCCCGGAUGAAAAUGAUAAUGUGCCUUAUUAUUUUUAUUAUUAUUAUUAUUAUUAUUUAUUUGGUGGUCCUGUAUAUUUAAGGAGUCGAAUGCAUAACCACGUAGCUCUUUUUACCUGACAUGGUGACAACUCAUGCGAACUGGUUGGAUGGCUGGGUUUUGACUUCUACCGACCACUAGAUAAACAUGUGCCUGUCCCCUGGAAGGUGGGAAUAAUUUGCAGUCUGUCCAGCCAAAACAGGGUGUGUGUGUUUGAGGGCAUUGAUAAGCGACUUCCUGGUUCUCCUGCUCCGCGUGUGGUUAUCCCACUGCACAGAUUUAUCUUGAGUCCUAGAAGUAAGAAAAAUUUCCUUGAAUUGCUGUGUGGCUGUCCCCGCUCCAGCAAUACUUCGGCAUUUAAAGAGAAAUCUAGAGAGUAUUUUCAAACUCUAGCAAUGUCUAAAAAUACACCAGAGAAUGGCCACGUGUUAGCUCCUUGUUGCUACUGUAACCAAUCACCUCAAACAUGGCAGCUCAACACAACAUAGAUUUCUUAUCUUAGGGUUCUGGAGAGCAGAAGGGCAAAGUGGGUCUCCCUGGGCUAAAAUCGGGGAGUCAGCAGAGCUAUGCUCCUUCUGGAGGCUCUAGGGGAGAAUCGGUUUCCUUGCCUUUUCAAGCUUUUAGAGGCUGCUCACACUCCAUGCCUCUGUUGGCUGGUCACACUGGGUCGCCUGUGCUGCCACGUGACACUGAUGCUCUGCUUCCUUCUCUGCCUUAUAUGGACCUUUCGCUUAUGAAGCCCACUCACUCAAACAAUCCAGGAAAAUCUCCCCAUCUCCAGAUCUGUAAUUUAAUCACACUGAAAAGUCCCUUUUGCCACGUAAGUUAACACAGCCUCAGGUUCUGGGGGAUCAGGACAUGGACAUCCUUGGGGACCCAUGAUUCUGCCUAUCACACCGUCCUGCCGCUGCAAGAGAGACUGGGAAACAACCCAGCCCGCAGGUGUGUUUUGUUUGGCCUGCAGAAUCUUUUUGGAAGAAUUUGUUACUAACAUUUAAAAUUAUACAAUUUUUGCAUAAAAAUCCAGAUCAGGAGAUCUGGCCGUUGCUGGGGCUCACACUGUCACCUGGCGGAAGCUGGUGGGGUGCCUGGUUCCCCAGUUCACCCCAGUCCCCACCACUCCCUCUUGCCUCCCUCACUGAUGCUGAGCAUCUGUGGCUGUUGAUCAGUGCCCCCUCCCCACCCCCGGGGGGUUGCUUUGUUCAUAAUGAAAUGGAAAGUUUAGGACCCGUAUGUGUCUCUUAUCAAAGGAUAAGAUGGGCCUCAAGGCUGGUGUGUGUUUCACGAAAGUUUUUUCUCAUACGCGGCCCACAUCCCUCAUUUAUACAAAUGACCAGCCCAGCUCCCACGAGGCGGAGUGUUUGCCUCUGUGGGCCCUGAUCAAUUCUGGGAGGAGAGGGAUCCUGUUCUGUCUUGUCGGCAUGGUCCAAACGUCAAUGUUUCUGUGGCCAAACCUCCUUUAAAAAAUAAAUGCCCUUCACUGUGUUCAGUGAAUUCACCUUGGAAAAGCACUGCCUAGACUUGCUUGCAUGUGCUACUUUGCCUCCCUGAAAAGGAGUUUUGCAAUCUCCUAAAUGGCGUGUAUUCCAAGGCCUCUUGAACUCUUUCCAGAAGGAAGAGUUUGUUGUUUGGCUGACACCCUGGGUGCAGCCCCUGGCACCUUUCCCUUAUAAAAGGCGGGCUCCUGCCCAGUUACCUUCGGACUCUUGACCCCCUUCCCAUGAAGGGCCAGAGGAGGGCUGGGGCUUCCUCCCCCCAACUGCCAUUGUAUCAUGACUUAAAACCACUGCUGGAGACCUGGCCUCAGUGCUCUGCAUCCCACGGCCACGGAGUGUGGCAGGCCACCCUUGGCCUGGUGUCACACGUUCUGCCCUUACUUACAAGGGCCCCAUGGGGCCAUUUGCUUUUAACCGAGAGCUCCAAACUCCAGGCCCAGUUGCUACCUUCCUGAGACCUCAGGCGAAUUUCAUGUUUUCUGAAGCUAUGCCUCCUGGAGGUGCCAGCCCAACAUACUUCUGACUCUUCUCUUUAAAGCCCAGACCCUACUUAGGUAAAAUACGUCAGGGCCGCUGGAAACCACUUGGACACAUUUGCUGACGCCUACUGUGUGCCCUGCCGCUGGGUCUGUGGACCCCUGGGCUGCCUCCACGCCCGUCCACAAUGCUUGUGGGGAAGCCCAGCUCAUACAGGAUGGGGCUUAAUGCUAUAGUCACUUCGCACAGGAGGGGAAAAGUCUCAGGAAGAGUCAGAGCGGGGGGAAAGCAUAUAAGUCCUUGGGGAAUGUAACCUUGGUCAAUGUUAGAGGACCGGUUUGUGUGGAUCUGAAAUGCGUAACUGGGAAUAAUUUAUUUCGUUGUAGAUACUUUUUAGGUACCAUUUUAUUCAUUUCCUACACUUUUUUAAAUAAACGAA